Molecule: messenger RNA, 1674 nt
Organism: Histoplasma capsulatum G186AR
Lineage: Eukaryota; Fungi; Ascomycota; Eurotiomycetes; Onygenales; Ajellomycetaceae
Product: proline-specific permease
Exons: 5
Coding region: 1-1674 (557 amino acids)
Biological process (GO): amino acid transmembrane transport
Cellular component (GO): membrane
Molecular function (GO): amino acid transmembrane transporter activity
Source: RefSeq, a predicted model, not a curated record
AUGUCGAAGGCGGAGGUAACUGGAGGAGCUCCUUCUUAUGACGAUGUCACGAAGGAAGUCGACUCCAAGCAACUGCAGUUCAACGAAGCCGCUGGCCUCUAUGGCGAUGCUGAGACUGCCGAACGCUAUGGUUAUGUUACUCGUGGUCUGAAAUCUCGACACAUCCAAUUUAUUGCUCUGGGAGGAUCUAUCGGCACGGGUCUCUUUUUGGGUAUUGGUCGCGCCCACACCCAAGGUGGCCCGCUGAGUAUUCUGCUUGGCUACUCCCUCACCGGUGUCGCGAUCUUCGGAAUGAUGAUGUGUCUUGGUGAAAUGGCAACUUGGCUUCCACUUCCUGGCGCGAUACCUCACUUCUGCGGACGUUACGUUGAUGAAGCCAUGGGAUUCGCUGUCGGCUGGAACACUUGGUACCAAUGCGCAAUCACUAUUUGUGUCGAAAUUGCUGCCGCUGCUCUCCUAAUUGAAUACUGGCCAGGUGCAGAGGGCAUUAAUGUCGGAGCAUGGAUCGCUUUAAUUUGGGUUCUUAUCAUGUUCCUGAAUGUCUUCGCCGUAGCUAUCUAUGGUGAGGCAGAGUUCAUAUUCGCCAGUGUCAAGAUUGUCACCAUUGUCGGUCUUCUCAUCCUGUCUCUUAUUAUUGAUCUCGGCGGUGGUCCGGACCAUGACCGUCGAGGCUUCCGUUACUGGAAGAAUCCUGGUGCGAUGAGAGAGUAUGUUGCUACCGGCGCUGAAGGGCGAUUCCUUGGGUUUUUCUCGACGCUUGUGAAUGCUGCAUUCUCAUUUGGUGGUGUAGAAAUGGUUGCUUCUGCAGCUGGUGAGGCAGCAAACCCGCGACGAAACAUCCCCAAGGCUAUACGAAGAGUAUUUUGGCGUAUCAUUACCUUUUAUGUGCUGGGAUCUCUCGCCAUCGGAAUGUUGGUGCCUUACGACGAUAAAAUGCUGCUGAAUGCUCAAAAAUCAUCCAAAUCGAGCACUGGUGCAGCCUCCCCAUGGGUUAUCGCCAUCCAACGUGCGGGCAUUCCGGUUCUCCCUUCCAUCAUCAACGCCGUCAUUUUGACCUCCGCUUCUUCCUCGGGUAAUGCAUUCUUGUAUACUGGUAGUCGCUAUCUUUAUGCCCUGGCCCAGAACGGCCAAGCACCGAGGUUCCUUUUGAAAUGCACCAAACUGGGUGUGCCGAUUUACUGUGUUUUAAUCACGGGAUCCGUCGGGCUCCUCACAUUCAUGUCCACCAGCGCCGGCGCCAACACGGUUUUUAUCUGGUUCCAGAACCUGACCACCAUCGCCUCGUUGUUCACCUGGGUUUCCAUCUGUAUUGCCUGCAUUAAAUUCCACCAUGCAAUCAAUGCACAGGGAGUCGACCGCAAUACAAUGGUUUUCCGAGCUCCCUGGCAACCAUAUCCCGCAUACUUUGCGCUCGUCUUCUUCUCCAUAAUCAUAUUUUUCAACGGCUUCGACUCCUUUGCCCCCAAGUUCAAGUUCCAGGGCUUUUUCACCGCAUACAUUGGCGUCCCAAUCUAUUUCGGACUAUAUUUGUUCUGGAGAAUCUUUAAAAGGACCAAGUUCAUCGAUCCCGCAGAGGCCGAUAUUUGGUCGGGAAAAGCUGCUCUUGAUGCUGUCGAGUGGCCCGCAGAUAACCCCCGAAACCUUAUCGAGAAGAUAUGGUUCUGGAUUGCAUAA